This is a messenger RNA of Hermetia illucens (black soldier fly), 2474 nucleotides long. RefSeq names its product (11Z)-hexadec-11-enoyl-CoA conjugase. Gene Ontology annotation, cellular component: endoplasmic reticulum membrane. The transcript is spliced from 5 exons. Bases 355 to 1578 code for a protein of 407 amino acids. The record is from RefSeq and is a predicted model, not a curated record. Gene Ontology annotation, molecular function: stearoyl-CoA 9-desaturase activity; iron ion binding. Lineage: Eukaryota; Metazoa; Arthropoda; Insecta; Diptera; Stratiomyidae. Gene Ontology annotation, biological process: unsaturated fatty acid biosynthetic process.
AACGUCGAAUUGUUUGUUAACUGACUUCGAACAGCUAACAAUCUUUCUAUCAUAGUUCAAACUAACGAUCGACUACGUGUAGUAUAUCACCCGGCGUGAUUUCUAUCUUUAUUUCAUCGAAUAAAGAUACUAACGAAUAAUUAGUUUGAAAUCGGAAGGAUUUUGACACAGAUUGCGUGUAAUCGUUCGAGAAACACGGUCAAGUUCCCAAAGUGUUGCGUACGUUACGGACAUAAAUUUCAAGUGAUUAUUUGUUGAAGAAACAAAAAGUUUCAGUGCACCUUUCGAAAGGACUUUUGAAGACUUUGUGAUAUUUAUUUCGUGGUUGGAUUUUAAAUAAAUUAGAUACACAUCAUGGCUCCCAAUUUAAUUGGGAAUACUUUCCUUCUGGCUGAAACAGCCAUCGAACAAGAACCACCAAAACGUUCACAAAUUGUGACUCCAGUUCCACCACCACAGCGACCUCCGGCGACAACAGCUCAAAAAUUAACGAAAAAAUCUCUUGAAGUUGAUGAAUCUACAGCCGUAACGAAGAAAUCAAACGAAUACAAAGUACAAAUUGUGUGGAGAAAUGUCACUGCUUUCAUCAUCCUACAUUUGGCUGCUUUCUACUCUAUAUAUUUGAUUGUCUCACGUUUUAUCAUAUUGGAAUAUAUCCUGGGACACUUGAUGGGCAUUUUCGCAGGAUUCGGAGUGACAGCUGGAGCACAUAGACUAUGGGCCCAUAAAUCAUAUAAAGCGAAACUGCCACUUCGAAUCAUCCUCAUGAUUUUCCAAACGAUGGCAUUCCAAAACUGCAUCCACGAAUGGGUACGUGAUCACCGGGCCCAUCACAAAUUCUGCGAUACCGACGCCGAUCCACAUAACUCCCGACGUGGUUUCUUCUUCUCACACAUGGGAUGGUUAAUGUGCAAAAAGCAUCCAGACGUCAAGGCUAAGGGACAAACUAUUGAUAUGAGCGACAUUGAAGCUGAUCCUGUUGUCAUGUUCCAAAAAGACUACUACAUGUUUUUGAUGCCAGUAUUCUGCUUCUUCCUGCCAGCUUUGGUGCCAUACUACCUCUUUGACCGCCCAUACUGGCAUGCGUUUUUCAUUAGCUCAGUUUUGAGAUACGUAAUUUCACUUCAUUUCACCUGGUUGGUCAAUAGUGCUGCACAUAUCUGGGGAAUGAAACCAUUCGAUAAAUUCAUUACACCAACUGAAAAUAAAAUGGUUGCUAUUUUGGCUAAUGGAGAAGGUUGGCAUAACUACCAUCAUGUCUUCCCAUGGGACUACAAAGCAGCUGAAUUGGGAAGUUAUAUGUACAAUUUCUCGACAGCUAUGAUUGAUUUCUUCGCUCUGUUUGGCUGGGCUUACGACCUCAAAACAGUAUCCAGAGACAUGAUCCAAAAACGUGUAGCACGCACUGGCGACGGCACUCACCAGGAAUUCAAUGCAAAAAGGGACAAGGACCUGGUGAUGGAACUUAACGUGAAACAUAACCACGAAGAUUUGGAGAAUCUAGUUUGGGGCUGGGAUGACAAGGAUAUGCCAAAUGAAGACAAAGUGGAUGCUUGCAUACUCAAAAAGGAGGAAUGAAAGUAUUCUAUAAAAUAAAAUAGGUUGUUGAUAAAUUAAAAUUGCCCUAGGCUGUAGUGAGUUAGAAAUUAAAAAAAUUAGAAACAAAUUUUUAAUAGAAAUGGUAGCACUAGUUUUGACACAUCUGAUUGUGCUUGAUACCCUUGUAGAAUAUUUGCGGAAUAUCUGAUUUGCGGUGCAGGGAAAGAUCAUUAAGUAAAUGGUAUAGCUAACCGGAUAGUCCCUACGGACCCGACUAAAACCCUAUAUAAUACUGGCUGGUAUACUUAGAUCCCAUUGCAGAUGCUCUUAUUCUUUGAACAGUCUACAGCUGUCAACCGAUAUCAAGUUUAUAAAAAGAUAAUCAACUGCAGAAAAUGAUAAAUGUACAAGACAGCAUAAUGUCAUGCAGUUGGCACAAAGUAAGUGAUUGGACUGAUAAAACUUAAUAAAUCAAUUCAAUAAUCAUAUUAAUUUUUCGAAAUCUCUUUCACAUGAAUAAAGAGAAAAAGAAAUUUAUUUAUGAAACCAAUGGGAGUUAGCAUAUAAAUCUACAAAGAUUCUUUAAGCAAUUACGAUUUUAUCGAAACAAAAAAUCAGAAAUCUACUAUGGGGGUUAUGAUUGUGAUUUAUUUUUAAUGCUACAGUUACCAUUCAACUUUUAAAAGUUUUUAUGUAAAUAUCUAAAUUUUUCAAAUAUGAAAUAAGUUUUAAGUUGUAGCUGAAUAGAAUUGGAUAUAACGUUUUUAUUGAUUGACAAUUUUAUGUAAAAAAAAUUAUAUCAGAAUGUUUUGCAUAAGAACUGGUUGUUGUUAUAAAUAGGUAAAACAUGAGGCAUUGUGAAAUAUUAAAAUAUGUAUUUUAACAGUGAUUUAAGCAAAAAAUAAAACACGGUCAUUAUUGUGUGGUCUUAUAAA